ACGCCACAGGAUUAGUGUUGGCGGCAUUGUUGGUGAUGAGUCUCGUGGUGGAGAAGAGUGUUGGAGAGCCUUGCUGCCACCACCACGGCCACCAUCACGGGCGUCCCCUCGCCAUCGGAGCUCUCGCCUUCGCAGGGGGAUACCUGGCGGGCCACCACCACCAGCACCACCACGGCGGCGGCGGCGGCGGCUGCUACAACUGUGGGUGCGGCGGCUGCGGCGGGUCCUGCGGAUGGUGCGGUGGUGGCUCCUACUACGGAAGGAGGCGUCGCAGAAGCAUUGCAGAGUUCGUGGAGGAUGCAAAGGUGCUGGAGUUGUACGCCAAGAUCGCGGCCGAGGACAAGGACGAGUGCGGCCUCCGCCUGGUGUGCGAGCUGGCGCAGAAGGACCCGCGGGAGCUCGCCCAGGACGAGGUACAGAUCCUCCUGCCUUACCGCGGCGCAGGCCCGAGUGACGGCAGCGUAUAUGGCACGUACGACGAGGCGGCGUGGCACGGCCAGGAGGGUCACAGCUGCGCCGCCAGCUACCCGCUCUGCGCCUUCGCCGCGCAGCAGGUCAUGCAGGAAUACAGGAAAUACUCGUCGAAUAACACUGCCAUCACUCUCGACUAAAUCGGACAGGAAAAUCACUACUUUUAAUUGAUUAUUCCUACUCUAUAAGUUGAGUGAAUAGGUGCUUUGAUAACGUCGACGCCAAUGAAAUCAGUGAAGAGUUUUAUAAAGAAGCUUUGCAACUAAUUAUCAAAACAAUCUAAAGAAUUACGACGACGUUUUGUCUACGGCACAGAUUUUAAUGUACAAUGAUACCUCGCUCUGUUUCAGUAACUGUUUGCUAUUCAGUACACUGUAACUGACGUUUGUUUACAUUAGACCUUUGUUGAACAGCUUGAAAAAUGUACUGUUACAUAAACAAUAAAAAAAUGACAUUAUAUGAUUUA
This is a messenger RNA of Penaeus chinensis, 937 nucleotides long. RefSeq lists its product as uncharacterized. NCBI's taxonomy places the organism in Eukaryota, Metazoa, Arthropoda, Malacostraca, Decapoda, Penaeidae. The transcript is spliced from 4 exons. Bases 36 to 611 code for a protein of 191 amino acids. The record is from RefSeq and is a predicted model, not a curated record.